Messenger RNA from Hermetia illucens (black soldier fly), 1196 nucleotides. RefSeq lists its product as uncharacterized. NCBI's taxonomy places the organism in Eukaryota, Metazoa, Arthropoda, Insecta, Diptera, Stratiomyidae. The coding region runs from base 171 to 977 and encodes 268 amino acids. The record is from RefSeq and is a predicted model, not a curated record. The transcript has 4 exons.
UAUCCACGGAUAGAUGUUCGCUUUCAUGAGAAAGUCAAUGUUUGCUGGCUGUAUAGGGUUCAGUUAGAGACUAGUUCUUGGAAAAGGCGGAUGCCAGUUAGAGUGUUGAAAGUCCGUUGAUUGAUAGAGUUCAGUGAUUGUGUUUGACUGUGUAUCCGCGUGACUGUAAGAUGAUUAUUUGGGGGAUACUUUCAUUAGUACUUGCAAAUCACAACGGCUUGUUCGUAAAGGCAGAAGAAACAGAUCGAACGGCUACAUUCGAUCAACGACAGAGUGGUCAUUAUAAUAUUCAUAUUAGUAUCCAAGAUGUCGCUAUCUUUGAUUUAGAGGGAAACGAUUUUACCGACAAAAAACCUGGACUCGAGGAUUAUUACUACGAUGAUAGUGAUCUCACGAUUAAGCCAAUAGGUGCUUGGCUUUCGUCCAAACCAACUUUAGCGCCCACAACACCUACUCCUAUAGCUUCUCAGAUUGAUACCAACAUAACAUCACAGAGUAGUUUAAAUGCAACAUCAGAUAUUCCAGUUAUGUCUUCCACACAAUCUACUAUCGAAGUAGACAUCACCAAUCACUUGAAUACCACGCAACAGUUCAACGAGGAAGUCCCUAAGCCAAUGCUAACUACUAAAAAGCCAAAUGUGGUAAUCCUUGAAUCAGAAGCUUCGACACCAAAACCGGUCAAAAUAAUGCACUUUCCUGCCACUCUCGGAACCUUGAUCCCGGUUCAGGUGAUAUCUGAACCUCUUAUACAACGGGGACGACAUACAGCGGCGAGGCCGGCAGUAAGGCACAGUGAUAGCAUGAGAAAUGGAACUUUUAUUAAGUCUGGAAUCCCAUCGAGUACGCGACAAUUUGCAAACCACGGAUGCCGUCGUGGUCAAAUCAAGGAUGCAACGGGACAAUGCCGCAGCAGGCGAUCCACACUUCUAGGAAAAAUACUGAGUUUGAUCAAGUCUCUAACUCCCAGUGAAACAUAGCAUAGGAUAAUAGAGGAAGGAUUAAAAGAGUGAACCACCAUUUUUGUCUUUUGAUUUUGAUCUAUACCUUUACAUCUAAAUGAAAAGACUCUUUGUAUUUAUUAACCAAAAGCGCAAUAUAUAUUUCUAUCAAAGUUUAAAGAUAUUUCAAUAUUCUGCUUUAUUUAGACUAGAAUGUGUUUUCUUAUGAUUUGGCAAGUUUUCAUCGAAAGAAAAUAU